AGCGUGCUAGCUUGUGCAACCCUCCAUAGACGGAUUUCGUUCUUCAUCUUACCAUAGGGAAUGGGAAAUUGGGCAGGAGGUCCCCUGGGGUUUGUGCUGUACCUUUAUCUUCUUUAACAAGUCGCAGUCUUGGUGUUGUACUCUUCCUUUUCAUCUGUAGUCUUUUGUUCGUCGCACCGCAUUCUUUGCCGAGUUCGUCCCAAGUCUUCCCUUCAGGAGAGAGAACUUAUAACCCCUAUCUGUCGCCGGCCUAGAGUACGUGUGAGCAGAGUUCUUGGGGACACCCAACCAGCAACAUGCCCGUGAAUACCGCGACUGUGGGCAUGGCGGUCACGCCAACAGUAUUGUCCACGUUCAUAUCGCAUUACUUGAACCGCAAGCCUCUGAGAGAGCGUCCCACGGCCCAUCUGUCGUACGAUGAAGGCCUACAUUUGAUCCGAUCUUUUCUCACCUUCGCAUCGCACCACACAGUUGAGGAGCUCCAGGCAUUCACGGCCCAAUGGGUUCCGCAUCCGCAAUGGGUGAAAGUCGACGAUGUCGAAAUACCGCAAGAGAAGAUAGAUGAAGCCGCCGAUGCCAUUGAAAAGCAGCUCGGGCCGGACGGCAUUAGACAGGUCGGUGGCAGAAAGUGGUGGCAGUGGCGUCGUCCAGACACCCCACUGGCGGCAGAAUGGAUUGAGAUGAAGGCCGACUAUCAUGAGCGAAAGAAGAACAACGACCUGGGCAGGCGAGUCAUGCUUUAUGUCCAUGGAGGUGCCUACUUUUUCGGCUCCGUGGACGAGCAUCGUUAUCAGAUGCAACGACACGCGCGCAAGCUCAAGGCCAGAGUGUUUGCCCCGAAAUAUCGUCUAAGCCCCCAAUUCCCAUUUCCAUGCGGUCUUCACGACUGUCUUGCAGCCUAUCUCUACCUUCUUACCGUCCAGGAUCCAACAACAAUCAUCCUAGCUGGAGAUUCCGCCGGAGGAGGUAUGGUUUUGAGCUUACUGGUGGCGAUCAGGGAUAGAGGUCUACCCUUGCCGGCUGGCGCUGUGCUUAUCAGUCCGUGGGUUGACUUGAGUCACUCGUUCCCCAGCGUAGCUGGAGAUGCACCACUGGAUUAUAUUCCCCAAAACGGUUUCCAUCACAAGCCCUCGAAAGCUUGGCCGCCCCUGAACGCAGAAGAGCAUGCUAUACUUCGGGAACAGAUCGAGAAGAACACGCAACCUGGCCACACAAAGCUCAUAAAACCGGCGUCGGUUGAGAUGCAACGCCUCUCUCAGAAUGUGGAUGGGCUGGCACAUCAAAGAAACAGCGAAGCUGCUGAUAAGUCUGCGCGUCCAAAGAACUAUAACCAACCCCCACUGUCCAUUGAGCUUGACGGCAAGACAGUGUACCUGAAGGAUCAAAUUCAAAUGUACACUACAAACGAACUGCUGGCGCAUCCUAUGGUCAGCCCUAUUAUGCAGCCAACACUCGGUGGCCUGCCACCGUUGCUCAUCAUGGUUGGGGGUGGGGAAAUUCUGAGAGAUGAGCAGAUCUAUCUGGCACACAAAUGUGCAAAUCCUCAGAAGUACACACCUGCAAGCGAAUUAAUGCACGAGUCAGCCAGAGCGCAACUUGCAAGAUUCAAGCCGACUGAUGUGCAACUGCAAGUGUGGGAUGAUCUAUGCCAUGUCGCCCCAACGCUCAGUUUCACGCGGCCCGCCAAGUUCAUGUACAGAUCAAUCGCUCAGUUUUCUGCGUGGGCCCUUGCACGAGCGCAAAAGAGGGAAAUCGACAUUCUCGACGACGAUGAUAUUUCCAUCAUCUCAAGUUCCGGAUCAGAUAGCGAUGGGCCGAGUAGGAAAUCCAAGAAGCCGGGAUUUCAGGAGUCUCUCCGUACUCCGGUGGUUGGCAGAGCAGGCGAUGAAUUACCACCAUUCCAGAACCAUAUGAUCAGGCAGCAAAUCAGCAGACACGGGACCGUAACCCCCCUGGUUCCAGAGGAGCAGUUGAUCGCGUGCAAUAUGCGGCCCGAAGAGAUUGGUGUUAUAAAAGAAGGUCCAGUCAGGAAAUGGCUUACUACGCGCAGUCAAUGGGACAAUCGAUUCGGCAGUGCUAGAGCUAAGAUCCACAAAAGACGACUCAAGGAGAUGAUGGCUGGAUAUGAGCAUUUCCAGGGGGAAACACCACCGCCGAGUGCCCUCGCCGGGCGUCGGAAGAUGGGAGAUGAGCUUGACGACCACAAGAAGCGCAAAAGCAUGGGUCUUUCUCUAUGGUCACUGUGGGGUUCGAAGCAUGACGAAAAAACUACAAACCGCGAACAGGAAGCCGACAGGGCCCCAGAGAUCAAGGUCGCCAAGGAGGCGGAAGGUGCUGGUGCACGAAGCCAUGCGGAUAUCGAGAGGCAGGAAAAGAAAAUGGCUGGUAGACCCAACCUAUUGACCAGCCGCAGCCGAUCGAGAAGACGUAUGGUCAAAGACGGGAAUCAAAUUGUUGAUGAUAACAGCCCUACAGCUCAAGAAUCCACUGCACUCGUAGCCCUGAUGGCCAAGCGGACAGCCGGCCAAUCGAUUGGCGAGACUAACACUACAUCGACGGACGGUCUUCUUACUCCCAAUUGUUUGCCACCAGACACCGGUGCUACCGGAAAAAGACCCAUGGUUGAGGGCAUUGCGGUGCCCUUCACCCUGAACAAGGAGGCCGAAACGGCGAGCAUGAUCACACUUACGUCAAAUAUUGACGGGAUCCCUUCCCGUGUCGCCAGUCCCAUAAUGUCGAACGAGCAACCAGAUUACUUAGCAGCUACUAGCACUACCACAGUAGCUGAUGGAAUGAAGAAUGGGGCCGCUACUAUCGAGCCGGAGAGCCCACAAACACCAAGACCAUCUAGCCCCAAUGUUGCCGUUCUAGAUGAUAUCACCGAAGGAGAUCCCGUUACUGCUGGGACCCCGCGAUCAGCUAUUCCAUCUGCUGCGCCAAAGACUUUGAGCCCUGGAUAUACUCCUCUGGCUGAGGGCGCUAAUAGACUCGAUGCUGAGCCUACAAUCAUGGCUGGUGGCGUGCUGAUAAACGCAGCACGGCCACCGCUCGAAACAUUCGUGACAGCAAGGGAGGAGCUGCCUAGGGCGCAGUGAUCUCGAUGCCUGACCGGAGGUUUUCUUUGUAAUUCCGCGAAAAAGAGGUUAGAAAGGGAAGGGCUUCUCA
This is a messenger RNA of Truncatella angustata, 3165 nucleotides long. RefSeq lists its product as uncharacterized. The record is from RefSeq and is a predicted model, not a curated record. The coding region runs from base 297 to 3095 and encodes 932 amino acids. NCBI's taxonomy places the organism in Eukaryota, Fungi, Ascomycota, Sordariomycetes, Amphisphaeriales, Sporocadaceae. Gene Ontology annotation, molecular function: hydrolase activity. The transcript is spliced from 3 exons.